UGAAUGGAAAGGUGUACUCAUUGAGCAGUACAUUCUUAUUGACAUUGGCAGGACGUCUAUGAUUAUUAUUGAAGUUUGAAAACUCUCCUGAAUUCCAGGCCAUCAUCAAUGGCAGCGUGAAGCGAUAUCCAGCGCGACGUUCGACCAACAUAAGUGCACAGUGCCGUUUAGAGAACCUGAUGGGAGAAAAAUGGUCUUGUGAGGAUAAAACGAGUGCUGUAGUGGUGAUGGAUUUUGGGAUUACAAUAAUCGACUAGUCGAGCGUUAGCAAGUGAAUGAUGUGAAGGAUAUCUUUGUGUCAUAGUGUGCUUUGCAAUUGGGACUACCCAAGAUGCUAGAUUACAACAUCUAAAGAAGAAAAGUGCUCUGGAUGCAGUUAAAUAAUCAUAAAAGCAGUUGUAAACCAGAUGGGAUAUCAAAUCAUUAUUUUAGACGAGUGAAAUGUCUCGGGUGUUUGAAUACGAUGUCUCGUGAGUCGAACAUAUGAAGAAAAAUAACUUUCGGCUGGUGGAGAAACGAUUAGUGAUUGAUUUUUUUCCUGUUAAUACUUUGAAUGAUCUCAAUCUUCUCACAUAAACACAAAUAAAAGCUGUCGAGUGAAUUAAAUUCUAUAUGCUAAGAACUUCAAGAAAAGAAGUGGAUUACAGUGAUGUUCUGUUGUGGUCACCCUGCCUGAUGUCCAAAUAUUCAAGCUUGAAGAUGGAAUGAGAAACGCAAUGAAUGUUUUGGCAGCCGGACCAGUUUCGCACACGGUGAUGGGGGUGUACCCCCUGACGGGAGAUGCAACCACCCCAACGUUACAUACCGUCAGUUUCUGAUUUAUACGGUACAGACGAAAUAGAAUUCCUCCUGGACGAAAUACGGGAUCUCGAACCUGCCUGCUGUCAGCUAGAGGACAUUCAAGAUUUCGAGAUAGCUGGCAGCAGAGCUGGUGAGCUUUCAAUCUCGCUCGAAUCACCGUUGGGCACCUGCACAUCCUGGGACUCGCAUGUACAUUAUCGUCAAAGGAUAGGGAAUACACCGCUACCGUGGGGCGUUGCGCUGCACUGCGACGCCUCACAUCUUACCAGUCCUACGGGCAUCGUGAGGAUAUUGCUGGUGAUAUCAUCAGCAGCCUGUCUUGCUUGUGAAUGUUCGGCUGGUACCGUACAAGUAGGACUAUUUUUACUGCCAUUGAUCGGGCGGUUGAGGUUAAUGGUCUUUUGCGCCCUGUUCUCGCUGUUAGUAACGUGUUUAAUGCUAUUUUUGGAUAUAUCACAUAUAGCGUUAAUGUUUCCCUUCAACUGGGGAAAAUUGAAUGCAUGGAUGUACCUGACAAUCGGUUUAUUAUUUCUCGUUGGUUCAUCAUUGCUAAUACACAUGGUGUUUUUUGCUGAGGAAUUUAUGUGGGUGCCAAAGCACACGAAGGACACAUUGUUCAUAUCAGCGAUAAUUGGUUACGUUUGCUCCAUCGAAGCCGUGAUCCUGGCGGCCCUAACGAAAUGCCCCUCCCAGUACCGUCACGUGAUCGACGACUACAGUGACAUGUGCCUGGAGGAGCGCGAACUCAGUCCUAUCUGUAGUAACGAGUUAACGAAUAUCGCCAACAACACUACCGCUGCUACCGAUAAUAACAACAUUAACGCGACCGAGCUAACGAAUCAUCGGAACUAUAAUAACAAAACGGAAACGGGUGAUAGUGUAACACCAACGUGUAAUCAGAAACCAUAUAUACCAGUGAAACGUCCCGACCAAUCGUAUAAUCAGCGUCCUACCUUAGGUAAUAUGCAGAAAUCGAAUCACCGCAACCGUCAGGGUUACCACUACCAACCAAUUGCCUCAACCUCACGGCAAAGUCCCACGUUUGUCCUGGACGACGACGCCAUUCCGGGACCGUCGAACCGAUCCCUCGACUACUCCAGCGCGUGAUAAUUAGAGGAGCUGUUCUUCUUGUUUUGCCCCCUAUACACCACAUCCUGGACUUGGCUUGCCAACACCCCACAGAAGACGAAGAAGUACUAGCGUAGCAAGUUCACAGAGGGUCUACCAUCACUUUUUCUCCAUCGCAGCGGUGCAAGCGAUACAAAGAAACGUUCAUAGGAUUAUAUAGCGUGUACGACCAUAUUUAUUCGACCUUUUCUUCUCUACCGAACGGAACUAGUAAUCAUCAGUACCUUUCGGGACGGCUAUACCGGUAACUCAACUGAUCAUAACAAGUAACAUCAAUGCAGUAGUACGUAGGUCACAUUACCUUAAGGGGUUAGGUUUAAGCGGAUUUUCCAGUUACGUUCUUUGAUCCACUAGUUUCUUUUUUCGCAAGCGGUUCAAGGUAGUUACGGAAGGUGUUUCUGGGAUCUGGAUCCUGAAUCUAGACUUUUGUAUGUGAGGUAAUUUGCAUACAUUGGUUCAGUUUUCGUGUAAAAGUGUAAAAGAAGUUUGAUAUGGGGAAGAAUAUGAAAGCAAACCAGAGACAACAAUACAAGAUAUGAAUUAUAUUAAUUUAGCAAGAAGAAGAUUUCGUACAGUAAUAGAUGGAAGAGUUAAAAGUAAUAAUGGUAGGCAGAAUGAAGAACACGUUUUGGAUAACCAGUUGUAUGAAAUUGAAGCCUGAAGUGCGAAGAAAAUACUUCAAAGUGUAUAAUUUCGUAACGCAUUUACAUUAACUAGAAGCAGCAAACUAGGUGAUUGGUUUUAUGGUGGAAAAAAGGUGAUUAAAAAGUUGUAGAAAACCAUCAUGAACAAAAAGGAUUUCCGCUGUAAACGAGGUUUAAACAGUCACACAGGCUAUGUAGUAACAGCAAACCGAAUAAGAUGGGUGUGAAACGAUGACACAUCCUAACGAGAUUCGAAGAGAGAAGAACUAGGUGAAGUGUUGUGAGAAUAUUAUUGUCAUUUACCAAUCUACUAAGACGAAGAGUUUAUAUUUGUUUAACUCAUUAACAUAUCAUAUUGUUUCGAGGAAAGAUCUUCAGUCUUUCAGAUCUUAUUUUCCAUAAAUAUAUCUGUAUAAUCAGGUUUAAAUCACUAUUUACUUGCACAGUGGGCAAAAGUGGCAAACAAUUUAUUUACAAUUUCGAUAGUAGAACCAUUGGUUUAUCUUAUGCCCAUUACCUUGCAGUAUCAGUUCCAUUUUGGGAAUGCUCCCGAAUAGCAAAGCUAGUUCUGGGCAAGUACUUUCAGCAGUAUGUUUUUCGCAAAAUGCUGCUUAGCCCUAUCCGUAGCGUAUAGAAAAUCAGUUUAGAGUUGUUCGAUGGCAAAGAUCUGUAUUUUUCUCCUAUAUUCAAUCCUAUAUCAUAGCUACGUGUACAACAGCAUAGGUGAGACCUGCUUAAAUACUUUUCGACUUACGACAUUAUAACAUACGCCACAUCCGUCCCAGUGCAAAUAUUUUAUAGGAAUUUUCAAAUUUAGUUGAAUCUUUCAUCUACAUUAAAAUCUCUCUGUAGAGCGAGAGCCAAGGUACGCAACUGAGUCAGUUUUUUGGAAUAUUUAUCUUAUCUGCCGUCCAUAUAGUAAAGAAAAAGGCGUAACCCGAACUCAACCGAUAUUAUUGGAGAAAACUCUAGAGAAGAAUAGUAAAAGGAUAGGACAGAACAGAAGCCGAGAGAUCCGCCCACUAUUUUUCGACACUGUUAGAAGAAUCCGUUUUGUAGAAAGCGCGUCACGCACAACGAUCGGUUGGACAAUAAAGAAUUUUACGUUUCCACGAUCGCAU
This is a messenger RNA of Aedes aegypti (yellow fever mosquito), 3694 nucleotides long. RefSeq lists its product as uncharacterized. The record is from RefSeq and is a predicted model, not a curated record. Lineage: Eukaryota; Metazoa; Arthropoda; Insecta; Diptera; Culicidae. Bases 781 to 1908 code for a protein of 375 amino acids. The transcript has 8 exons.